AUGCGUUUAUCCUCCUUUUGGCGCUGCGCUGCCGCCGUUGCUGCCUUGGUUCCCUCGCUUGCGACCGCCGAAGAUGCAGAUAACCCGAGCGGCCAGUCCACCUUUGUCUCCCCCGAUAAGGAUUUAGGCUUCGCCUUCACCAUUGGCAACGAGGAUGUCAACGACUACUUUGUGACGAUGCGCCUCAAGACCACGCGCUCCUGGGGCGCCAUUGGUCUCGGCAGCCACGACAUGGCCGGCGCUCUCUACUUUGUCAUGUAUCUCAACGAAAAGGGCGACAAUGUCACCUUUUCCCCGCGCCUCGCCUACGGCAACUACGAGCCGUUCUUUUACGAUUCCAUGCGUUGGGAGCAUUUGCCCGGCACCCGCGUCCAGGACGGCUACGCUACGCUCUCAUUUCGCUGCAUCGAAUGCCAGAACUGGCCCGGCGCCGACUCGGGCAAGGGCUACCUCGACCUCAACUCCAACAGCCAAAAAUCCAUCUGGGCCCUCGGCCCCCGCCAGAAACUGCACUCCGACGACCAAAAGGCCGCCCUCCGCUAUCAUGAGUCCCACGGCGUCUUCAGCAUCGACAUGGCCCGCACAAAGGGCGCCUCCGACACGCCUGUCCUCACAGACAAGUCGGUCGACGAGGGCAUCACCCAGGUCGAGCACGCCACCAAGCUGUUUGAUGUCAAGUCAUCCAUGCACGCCGCACUCAUGACGCUCGCCAUACUGGUCCUCUUUCCGUUGGGCAUUGUGCUGCUGCGCGUCGGUCGUUGGGCCAGCUGGCACGGCGUCAAUCAGGCCGUGGCUCUUAUUAUUGUCCUCGCAGGCUUCGGCAUGGGCAUUGCUACUAGUGCCCACUACAAUCGCUCCAAGAAAUUCAACUCGGCGCACCAAAUCAUCGGCUUCCUCGUUGUUGCUUUCCUGCUCGGACAGUUCACACUAGGGGUCAUGCACCAUCUCGAAUACCGACAGACGCGCGCUCCGACGAAAUACGGCAAGAUUCACGUGGUGCUCGGCAAUGGUGUUCUCCUCCUGGCCGUGUUCAACAUGCUAUACGGCUACUUCUUUGCCAUGAACUACGCAGCCGCCCUCGGCCUUUGCAUCACCGUCAUGGUCCUUUGCCUUGCCGCUCUGUUCUUUAGCAUCCGCCAGAUUCGCGCCGCUAAGAAACGUCGCAUCGCCGCUGCCUUUGGUGCUGCUCAGGCCGCUUCAUACGGCGACCGAUGGACCGACAAUGAGCCCGGCGACACGCGAGGCGAUCAUGAUCCUCUUCCUAACCCCACCGUCAACAAGCCUCCUAGCUCACCGUCGCCGUGGAAGAGCGGCAGCGGCCGCGGGUCUUAUGAAGACGAAGGCCACGAAUUGGGCUCCCGGACAAACAAGACGUUCUCCUGA
Molecule: messenger RNA, 1383 nt
Organism: Beauveria bassiana ARSEF 2860
Lineage: Eukaryota; Fungi; Ascomycota; Sordariomycetes; Hypocreales; Cordycipitaceae
Product: cellobiose dehydrogenase
Exons: 4
Coding region: 1-1383 (460 amino acids)
Source: RefSeq, a predicted model, not a curated record